Molecule: messenger RNA, 1580 nt
Organism: Ilex paraguariensis (yerba mate)
Lineage: Eukaryota; Viridiplantae; Streptophyta; Magnoliopsida; Aquifoliales; Aquifoliaceae
Source: the annotation of a GenBank genome assembly
CUUGCCGUUCGGAUAGAGGCUCAUUUUCUGCUCUCUGUAUUUCUUUAUCGCCAUUAGAUCUCAAGGAAUAUUGAAGGCAGCAUGUCUCAUCGCAAGUUUGAGCACCCAAGACAUGGCUCUUUAGGAUUUCUCCCGAGAAAAAGAGCUGCCCGUCACCGUGGAAAAGUGAAGUCGUUCCCCAAAGAUGAUCCGGCAAAACCUUGCAGGUUAACUGCUUUCCUAGGAUAUAAAGCUGGGAUGACUCAUAUUGUUAGAGACGUUGAAAAACCUGGGUCAAAGCUCCAUAAGAAGGAGACGUGUGAGGCAGUAACGAUUGUAGAAACGCCACCAAUGUUUGUUGUUGGGGUUGUUGGAUAUGUCAAAACACCCCGUGGUCUACGCUCUCUGAAUACUGUAUGGGCCCAGCAUCUUAAUGAGGAGUUGAAGAGGAGAUUCUACAAGAACUGGUGCAAGUCCAAGAAAAAGGCUUUCACCAAUUACUCAAAGAAGUAUGAAUCUGAGGAAGGGAAAAAGGACGUUCAGGCACAGUUGGAGAAAAUGAAGAAGUAUUGUACCGUCAUUCGUGUUUUGGCUCAUACCCAGAUUAGAAAGAUGAAAGGCCUGAAGCAGAAAAAGGCCCACCUGAUGGAGAUUCAGGUGAAUGGCGGGGACAUUGCUAAGAAGGUUGAUUAUGCUUACAGCUUUUUUGAGAAGCAGAUUCCUAUUGAUGCUGUAUUCCAGAAAGAUGAGAUGAUAGACAUUAUUGGAGUUACCAAGGGUAAGGGCUAUGAGGGUGUGGUGACCCGAUGGGGUGUAACCCGCCUCCCUCGCAAGACCCACCGUGGGCUUCGUAAGGUUGCCUGUAUCGGUGCCUGGCAUCCAGCUAGGGUUUCAUUCACUGUUGCGAGGGCUGGGCAAAAUGGUUACCAUCAUCGCACUGAGAUGAACAAGAAAAUUUACAGGCUGGGCAAGGCGGGUCAGGAGUCUCAUUCUGCUAUCACCGAGUUUGACAGAACUGAGAAGGAUAUUACACCAAUGGGAGGUUUCCCUCAUUAUGGGGUUGUGAAAGAUGAUUAUCUGCUGAUAAAGGGAUGCUGUGUGGGACCAAAGAAGCGUGUUGUCACCUUGAGGCAGACAUUGUUGAACCAGACAUCUAGGGUUGCAUUGGAGGAGAUCAAACUUAAGUUCAUCGACACAUCCUCUAAGUUUGGCCAUGGUCGUUUCCAGACAACAGAGGAGAAGGCGAAGUUUUUUGGACGACUCAAGGCUUAGGUUGCUGAAGAAAUUUUGCUAUUGUUUAUCAGUUACAUCUUGACUUUGUUUUCUGGGAUCAUGGUACCUUAUGAGAGAAGUUUGUUUGGUUUUUCUAAAUUUUUGGGCAUUUUGCUGGGCUCAUCAUUUCGAGUUUUAGUUCGGAGUUCUUCCCUUUCUCGGAAUCUUUCAAAUAUAUGGAUAUUUUACUCCACUGCUACGUUUCUUUUUGUUGAUUGCAUUGAGCUAUGUUUAUGUUCUUGUUGCUUGCUGGUUGAAAGCUUGAUAGUUUCGGGGGCAUUUCUUCUGCAGCUAUGUUCAUUGUACAAGACUCCAACAGUGGUUACCCA